This is a messenger RNA of Exaiptasia diaphana, 2353 nucleotides long. RefSeq names its product synaptic vesicle 2-related protein. Gene Ontology annotation, cellular component: membrane. Gene Ontology annotation, biological process: transmembrane transport. The record is from RefSeq and is a predicted model, not a curated record. The coding region runs from base 201 to 1652 and encodes 483 amino acids. The transcript has 15 exons. Gene Ontology annotation, molecular function: transmembrane transporter activity. Lineage: Eukaryota; Metazoa; Cnidaria; Anthozoa; Actiniaria; Aiptasiidae.
CAUGCGUAUCGUUGUACCGGCCGAUGUAAUAAGACAAAACACACAGGUACAGCAGGUCAUUGAGUGUUCCAACAACUGAAAUUUUGGUUUUCKAAAUUCUUGAAAAUAUAGCUUUCUGAAAAGCUGAAUAAAAAACUUAGAUUUGUAGCCGUGAAAAAUGUCGUGGUAARUUUUCUUGUCAAAGAAAAAGAAAUUGAAAAAUGGCCGCGGCAGCGGGAAAGGAAUUCGAGGAAGAGACCGUCGACAAAAUUCACGGUCAAGAGWCCAAGGAUGAACUAACUUUUACGGUAGAGGACGCUAUUGAGAACGUUGGUUACGGCAACUUUCAGCUCAAGCUGUUGUUUGUAAUUGGCUUUGCUUGGAUGGCCGACGCUAUGGAGAUCACUAUCCUCGCUAUUAUGUCCCCAGCUCUUCGAUGUGAUUGGAAGCUGUCUACAUGGGCUGAAGCAAGUAUAAGUACGGUUGUGUUCUCUGGGAUGAUGAUCAGCACGUGUUUCUGGGGCUAUUGCGCAGACAAAUGUGGUCGAAGAAAGGAGUUAAUUUGGUGCACCAUCGUUAUCUUUAUUGGUGGUUUCCUGAGUACUUUCUCGCCAUCGUACAUCUGGAUGAUAAUUCUGAGAGGAAUCGUUGGACUCGGUCUUGGAGGAGUGGCACAAGCGGUGAACUUGUGGCUGGAAUUUCUUCCUCUAAAAAACCGCGGUGGUCUCAUUACAGUGUUAAUGAUAUCGUGGUCAGUGGGUACAUGUAUCGAAGUUGCUCUAGCUGUUGUUGUCAUGCCAACGCUGGGAUGGAGGUGGUUAYUGUUCCUAUCAUGUCUACCGCUGAUCGUAUUACUGGUUCUAUUGAAGUUCAUCCCCGAAUCACCUCGCUUCUUGGUCAGUUCAGGUGAGAAUGMCAAAGCUCUGGAGAUUCUACAAAAGGUUGCAAAAGAGAACAGUGCUCCGCUGCCUCCUGGAAAACUCGUCGCUUCUAAAUCACAUGAAAGUGCGAACCAAACCACUUUCCUGGAUUUAUUUUCUACCAAGUACAKAAGGUCAACACUUCUGAUGUGGUUUAUUUGGUUCAGCAGUCAUUUCAUUAUCUACGGCAUAGCUCUCAUCACGACGGAGAUGUUUUCACGUGAGGACAAAUGUCGAGGGAUUCGAAUCAGCGACACGACCAUGCGCAAACACGAUGGCUGCAAACCGCUGGACACUCAUGAUUACCUUCACUAUUUUGUUAUUAUGUCUAGUGAUUUGUUAGGUAUAGUGCUAUGUCUGGCUACAAUCGACAGAAUAGGAAGAAAGAAUGUACAGGCGCUGGCGUUUGUCGGUAGUGCUAUUUUCCUGGCUGCUCUUUUUAUAUGUACAAAAAGUCGCAUAGCAACCACCUUCUUUCUUUACGGUGCGCGUUUGUUUGUAAGUGUUGCUGACUUGGCGGGCUACGUAUAUACACCUGAGAUAUAUCCUACCAGUAUUCGUGGUAUAGCUYUAGGAACCUGUAAUGGCAUUGCUAGAGUCGGCUGCAUGAUUACACCAUUCGUUGCCAUGGUCUUGAUGCCAGAAGCCACUAGCGUAUCCAUCGGUCUGUACUUCAGCUUUGCAGCAGCUGCAAUUAUUGCUGUAGUUUUGUUGCCAUUGGAGACAAAAGGUCGCGCUUUGCAAGAUGGUUAGCUUUGUAUAGUGACUAGUCGAAGASUACGAAUCCACAUUCGACAAACAUCUUUAUUGAGGAAAUACUUGUCACAUAUUACUGGAAAGUUGUGGAGCAACAAGUGAUACUAGAUGAUGAACAAAGCGGAUAGUCAAUGAUGACGAUGCAUAAUUUGACGAUGRCCAGAAUCAUGAUGAUGAUCAUAUAUGAUGGUGAUGAUGACGAUUGUCAUGACAGUGGCAUAAAUUCCCCAAGGUACAGCGAUUCUAACCAGGGCGGGUACAGCGAUUCUAACCAGGGCGGGUACCAUGGUGACGUACCAGUCGAAUAUUGCUCGAUAUGCUUGCUUGUCACGGCAAAGAUGGCAAUUUUUCAUGAAGAAUCCCCAAACCAAACGAAGAUGGUUUGUGCAAUAAUGCUGUUUUCGUGCAUGCUCAAAGUGAUUUUUUUCUAGAUGUCUAUCAACCUUAGAUGGAAAACACAAUAAAUAAAACAGAUCAUGUACAAUAUCACGUGGUSAGAAUUAAAGAAAAUGUUUUUGUAAAAUUGUUACGAUUAUUAAAUUUGAUAGUACGCAUAUAGCCUUUUAAAGAUUGCUAAACCAGUCGCUAUAAAGAGGGGAUUAACAAAAAAACCCGCACGUUUUUCUAUGGUGCAUUCUUAUUGGAGGAAGGUACACGAUUCCAUUCUCUGCAACAAUCUCAGUCUCCGUUUCAGUUUC